UGGACUCUGGCUGAGUAAUAAAUUCUCCCGCACGAGAGAGCGGGCUUUCUUGACACGCGCUUUGCUGGGAGAGCGUCCGCUUCUCGGCGUCCUUCUCGCGGCCCUGCGGUCGGUGGUUUCCGCGUGGCCCGGAGCGAGGCCAGGCGGCCCCCGCUCGAGUCCCGCGUCGCCAUGGCCGCGGUUCCCGAGUUGCUGCAGCAGGAGGAGGACCGCAGCAAGCUGAGAUCUGUAUCUGUGGACCUGAAUGUUGAUCCCUCGCUUCAGAUUGACAUACCUGAUGCACUCAGUGAGAGAGAUAAGGUCAAAUUUACAGUGCACACCAAGACAACGCUGCCCACGUUUCAGAGCCCAGAGUUUUCUGUUACAAGGCAACAUGAAGACUUUGUGUGGCUACAUGAUACUCUUAUUGAAACCGCAGACUAUGCUGGGCUUAUCAUUCCGCCUGCUCCUACAAAGCCUGACUUCGAUGGCCCUCGAGAAAAGAUGCAGAAACUGGGAGAGGGUGAAGGGUCUAUGACCAAAGAAGAAUUUGCUAAGAUGAAGCAAGAGCUGGAAGCUGAGUAUCUUGCAGUCUUUAAGAAGACUGUGUCCUCUCAUGAAGUCUUUCUGCAGCGGCUCUCCUCUCACCCUGUUCUCAGUAAAGAUCGCAACUUCCAUGUGUUCCUGGAAUAUGAUCAGGAUCUAAGUGUCAGGCGGAAAAAUACCAAAGAGAUGUUUGGUGGCUUUUUCAAAAGUGUGGUGAAAAGUGCUGAUGAAGUCCUUUUUUCUGGAGUUAAAGAGGUAGAUGACUUCUUUGAGCAAGAAAAGAAUUUCCUCAUUAACUAUUAUAAUAGGAUCAAGGAUUCAUGUGCAAAAGCUGACAAAAUGACCCGAUCUCAUAAAAAUGUUGCAGAUGACUAUAUCCACACUGCAGCCUGCCUGCAUAGCCUGGCUUUAGAAGAGCCCACGGUCAUCAAAAAGUACCUUUUGAAGGUUGCUGAGCUAUUUGAAAAACUUAGGAAAGUAGAGAGUCGAGUCUCCUCAGAUGAAGAUUUAAAGCUGACAGAACUUCUCCGAUACUACAUGCUCAACAUAGAGGCUGCUAAGGAUCUCUUAUACAGACGCACCAAAGCCCUCACCGACUAUGAGAACUCAAACAAAGCAUUGGAUAAGGCCAGGUUGAAAAGCAAAGAUGUCAAGUUGGCUGAGGCACACCAGCAAGAAUGCUGCCAGAAAUUUGAACAGCUCUCUGAAUCUGCAAAAGAAGAACUAAUCAACUUCAAACGAAAGAGAGUGGCAGCAUUUAGAAAGAAUCUAAUUGAAAUGUCUGAACUGGAAAUAAAGCAUGCCAGGAACAAUGUCUCCCUCCUGCAGAGCUGCAUUGACUUGUUUAAGAACAACUGAUCUGCCUUUUCUCUGAAUGAAGGACACAAAUGUGAAAGAAAGCCAGCGUCACUUGCACUUAAAUCAUUACCACAGAAGAUUUAUUACCUUUGACUUUAGUUUAAAAUUAUGUGAAUAAAUAUUUUGAUUUCUAAAAAUCUUAA
This is a messenger RNA of Prionailurus viverrinus (fishing cat), 1526 nucleotides long. RefSeq names its product sorting nexin 5 (gene SNX5). The transcript is spliced from 14 exons. Gene Ontology annotation, cellular component: endosome. The record is from RefSeq and is a predicted model, not a curated record. Gene Ontology annotation, biological process: intracellular protein transport; pinocytosis. Gene Ontology annotation, molecular function: dynactin binding; phosphatidylinositol binding. NCBI's taxonomy places the organism in Eukaryota, Metazoa, Chordata, Mammalia, Carnivora, Felidae. The coding region runs from base 172 to 1383 and encodes 403 amino acids.